AUGGCUGCUCCUACUGCUGCCGCGUCCCUGUGGAGUCGCAAAUGCGACCUGGUCUACUUCACCUUCUUCGCCAUCCACGUCCCAAUCAUCUUCCUGGUUGACGCCGUCCCUAUCCUUCCCUCCUUCCUCCAAUCCGAUCUAUCCCACACCCUCCGGGAGUUUUACAUCAAUACCUACCAUGACAAGUUCUUCGAAGAGCCCCCAGCCCCCUGGUUCCACUUCUUCAUCGUCAUGGAACUAUUCUACCACGUCCCACUGAGCGUCUGGGCCAUUGGCGGCUUAAAAAGAGAUGACCCUCUUGUCCCCGUCCACCUCCUCAUUUUUGGUCUCCAGGCCUUCCUCACCUCCGCAGUCUGUCUCGUCGAGGUGUGGAGUUGGGCUGAUCGCACCGUUGCCCAAAAGCAGAAUAUCACCAUGCUCUAUGGGCCUUAUGUCGCUCUUGGUGCAUUCAUGGCGUUGGAUAUGUUCUUCAGACUUCGGGCCAAACUCUUGGCGAAAUCCAAGAGGGAGUAA
This is a messenger RNA of Aspergillus ibericus CBS 121593, 513 nucleotides long. RefSeq names its product EXPERA domain-containing protein. The record is from RefSeq and is a predicted model, not a curated record. Gene Ontology annotation, cellular component: endoplasmic reticulum. Lineage: Eukaryota; Fungi; Ascomycota; Eurotiomycetes; Eurotiales; Aspergillaceae. The transcript has 4 exons. The coding region runs from base 1 to 513 and encodes 170 amino acids.